This is a messenger RNA of Rotaria socialis, 2187 nucleotides long. The record is from the annotation of a GenBank genome assembly. Lineage: Eukaryota; Metazoa; Rotifera; Eurotatoria; Philodinida; Philodinidae.
AUGGUGCAAGAACCAUAUGUUGAACCACCACCUGAACGAAUUGAUAUCGUUCGUGGUACAAAUUAUCUUCUUGAAUCUCUUGGUAUUGACCAUCGUAUUCGUUCGAUCAGUGAAUUCGCCAGUCCAGUACUCAUUCCAGUUUAUGAAAAGAUUUGUUCAUGUCAAUUAAAUGAUGUUCGUCUACCUGUUCAUAAUCUUGCUGAUGAAAUACAUAAUAUUCAAUCUGUGAUAAAUGCCUUAUGUUUUGAUACAGUUGAAUUUGAUCUUUCACAUAUAUCAGGCGAACAAGUAGCUAAUGGAGAUUUAUAUGCAAUGGAAGAUUUACUUGAAAUAUUAACCGAUGUUUAUCAUUGGAUAAAAAAUGACAGACAAGAGAAUGAUGAAAUUGCUGCUUAUCCAGGUCGAACAUACAUUCCACCACUUAAUUCCGAUCGAUCAAGUGUUCAAGCUUCGUCUCUCGGAGCUCAAAUUGCUCAAUUAGCUGAUCGACGACGUGCAUUUGGUCACGAUAUGGCUGCUCCAAAUAGCCUUGUUUAUACAGAAAUUAGCCCAAUUGUUUCACCGUCCAGUUCACCUUCUCGUCGACAUCCUAAAGAGAAUGUUGAACAUGAUACUGUUGUUGAAGAUUUACAAGAAAAAUAUCAAGCAUUAUUACGUCGUUUCGAACAAACAGUACACAUUUCAUCAGAUCCACUUAAUCUUUCACGAAUAUCAGAAGAUGCUCCGUCCACAACAACGCCAGAUUUACGUCUACUACUUGAUGAUUUAACAAAUUAUAACAAUGGUAAAAAGCAAGACAAUUAUCAUAAAGAAACACGUACAGUUAGUAAUAAAAAAGAAUAUGAUGAUAUUGAGGAUGACUUAGCAUUAAUUCUUAAUGAUAAAAAAUUACAACAGCGAAUAAAACCAAUCGAAUCAAUAGAAGAUCAUGAAACAAUAAAAUCAAAUACGCAAGAUUCUAUAAUAUCAGCAACGACAACAACAAUAGGACGUAAUCGUUUAAAUCAUAGUGAUGAAUUCUAUCAAAUUCGAAAUCAACUUCAAGAACAAUAUCAUGUAAAACACAAUCUAAAUCAUUUUCUUGAACGACAUUUUAACGAUGAUCUUGAUGAUUAUAAAUCAACAAAAACAUUACUGCAAAAUGACAAAGAACGUCAUGCUAUGCAACAUCAUGACAUAGAUACAUCAACAUUAAGAAUUAAUGAACAUCAAUCUCGUGUGCGUCGUUCACAUUCAGCUUCAUCGAAAAUAAGAGAAGGUGCGUUACGAAAAGGCUUUCUUUGUGCAUCAACAAAUGCAUUAAAUGUACGACCUCUUGUACAUAAACAUGAUUUUAAUGAUCCGGAAACAACAAUUGAUAAUGAAAUAACAACAAAUGUGAAAACAACAAAUAAACAUCGCUUAUUACUUGGCAAUGAGAAUGACCUAAUUCAAGUAUUAAAUGAACAAUUUCCUGGAAUUUAUGUUUCAACAGAAAUGCAAGCAAAACUUAAUGAUCAAUUCAGUAAACAUAUUGACAGUGUAUUUAAAUCAAGAGUUGAACUUCUCAAUUCUCAACAAGGAAAUUUGAAUGACCUUGAAAAAGUCAAGCAGAAACAUGAUCAAAUGACUGAAAUUCUACGUAAAGAAAUAGGUGCUGUACAACGUCAGCAAGACAUUCAAUUAAAACAAUCAGCUGAACGUAUUCUUAAAUCAAAAAUUCGUGAUCAACGUAUUCAACAAGCACGUGUACGUCGUUAUUUUCAAGAAUAUUGUCUUGAUCAACGAAAACGUUUAUUAAAAAAACGCACAAAUGAAGAAUUAAUAUUAAAACAAGCUUACAAAGAUUCGAUACGUAUUCAACGUGAACGUCUACAAGAAAUGAAAAAAUACAAACAAGAAUACAAUGCUUUAUUUCUCUCACGUUAUCGUAAUCAAUUAGAAUCUCUUGAAAAUUAUUACCGUCAACGUCUUGAUAUGUUUAAAGAAGUUGAACAAAAAGAAUCAGCUCUACAACGUACUAAUGAUCGUGAAGAUAAAUUAGAAUUGAAUAAACAACGUUUACAAUUACGUAAAAAACUUGAAACAGAUAUAAAACAGUUACAAGAUCAAUUAAAUCAAAAUGAUGAUUAUAUACAUUUUCGACAAUUAGAUUUAGAACGUUUAAAAGAAAAUUUAACUCAAGCAAGAAUAACAACAAAAGUUUAA